Molecule: messenger RNA, 2754 nt
Organism: Haliotis rubra (blacklip abalone)
Lineage: Eukaryota; Metazoa; Mollusca; Gastropoda; Lepetellida; Haliotidae
Exons: 4
Coding region: 37-696 (219 amino acids)
Source: RefSeq, a predicted model, not a curated record
CUACAAGAUGUUUCCGUAGGCAAGGCGGAGAACAUUAUGCUGGCAAAGCCCAGUGAACUCAACAGUGUUUACUGGAAUGCCGAAAAUGCCAAUGAUGGUAACCCCGGGUCUUUACCGGCUAGAACCUGGUCCACUGUGAAUCCCUACUGGCAGGGGGAUCUACAGGGAUACUUCACUGUCCACAACAUCUCAGUUACGAGUGACGUCACCUAUGGUUUUGGAAACGAUCUUGGGAGUGCAUACGUGGAGGUGCGCGCCAGUCGCAACAGUGGUUGUCCGGACGGCGACAUCUUCAUCUGCGGCCAGUGUCCAGAAGUAGUUGGUAAAGGAGAAACCUUCACGUUCACUUGUUCCCAUCCACGGCCAGUGAGAUUCGUGAAGGUCUGGCGAAACAUGACUGGUCGUUUAGUCAUUUCAGAGGUUGUGGUGCAUGGGACUCCAGCGACAACAAGUGUGACCAAGUAUAGUAAGGCGAUCGACACGAAAGUAUCAACACCAAUGACGUCACUCGCAGUUACUUCCGCCGCUGAUUGCAGUUCCCGAUGUUACGCAAACAAGUCUUGCCUGAGUUUCAGUUACCACCCAACAGCUGCCCCCAACUGUCUCCUUGCAACAAACCCAGAAGAUGCAGCAGAAGCUGUAGGAUGGUCCAAGUACACCAUCGACGGAUGCUCAAGUUACAACAGCUGUGAAUGACCCAAUGUUACUAGAGCCACUAUUAAUGCUAAAUCACAUUCAAAAGUGAUCAGAAAUAUUUUAUAUUGGCCAUUAUACUUUCUCGGUAAAGUACAGAUACUUUGGGGGAUUGAUCACUGACUUUGUGUGUUGAUUUGAGCCAAUCUCGAUAUCAGGGAUCAACCACCUAAAAGUAUGAGAAUCUGUACGUGAGACCGUGUUAUCUCAAACCGUGUUUCAGAACCGUUAAUGGUUCACUAGACCUUCUAUACUGCAGAGAUUAUUUCUCUAUAUAUGCAAAAUCCUUUCGGAGAACAUGGUGGCGUAUCUUUGCAAUAGUAUUGUCUCAUUACUCGAUACACUACGUUAAGGGAUUUUAGUAUAAUUACACUCGUUACUAUAACAAACUUUGGUAGUCUUGCAGUAUGUCCUUACAUUGUUUUAUUCCUCGAGACAAGAGAGAUCCAAAAUUAGUGCAAGGAGGAUAUUUUGUGAUAUGUGUUGUACUACGUUAAGACAGUACUUUGGAAAAUACUACAGAUUAUUAGAGCCUUUCCAGGCUAAUCUAACCCAGAAUAUUUUUAAAAGUUCCAAAACAGUUUCACUAUACAAGAGAGGAUUCACAACCUGGGUCUAUUUGUUUAGCUUAACCACUAUAGCAGCAAGGUGAAACUAAUCAUCCCGUUAUUGUUAUCAUUGCAAUAUUUUACCAUCGUAUACUACCAUUGAGCCAUUUACUUUUAUAUGGCUGUCAUAGGAAUUCCUUUAUAGUGAUUAUCAUUUUGAAUACAUUAUACCACAUUUAUUUGCUGUUUGUUGGUUUCACGUCGGAGUGAUUUCUGAUUAGCAUACUGUUUCAACGUGGGAAACAACACAACAGAAACUAGGGGCGAAGUAUUUACCCAACAGUUUUGGAUUAAAAUCUUAUCAUCUGACGUGAGAAACGACCAACAACCAGGACCUUAACUUUCAGCCAACCUCCUACGGAACAAGUCUCUUUCGUCAAAGCUUCCGAACGGAUUGCAGGAACCAAAUAUUGCAAAACGCUACAUCAGAUCAGAUAUGCUGCAAGAAGCAGUCAGGAAAAUAUUGAUUGCUUUUCUCGUUGAGAAAGAAAUUCUGGACGAUGACUUUUUGGCUCUGUUAAAAAAUAAUACUCAUGUUUUGGAUCUAAAUAACUUGGAACGUGAAAUAGAAAAAAAAUAAUGGAAGCUGAGAAAGAAAAAAAACCCAGAAAGAAUUUCAGAUUAGGCGGAUGGAAAUUGAAGCAAAGAUAAAUAGAAUAUUAAGCUGACGUAAAUUAACUCACAAAAUGACCCCUCUCAGACGUUCCUCCAUAUGGUAGAUCGACUGCUAUGUCAAUGCAGAAUAAACUGGUUCAGCCCUUCUCAGUGAAUUGGUUUUCAGCAAUCCACGCUUGUCUUAGGAAUGCUUCUUUUGCGGCAAAAUCACUGUGUUUGUUUUCGGCAGUGGGGGUUUUCAGGCAUGAAGUCAUAUGGUUAUAAACCAGAAGGUGUUCAACCUAUCCCAGUCAUCGUUUAAACAUUUCAAAGAAUGGUUCUGAGUUUGUUGACAAAAUGUCAAGUUCUGCACCAGUUGGUUCUAAAGUUAUUUCAGGAUUUUCGUCAGAUUAGAGCUAACUUGUAAAUGAUGCUGUUCACCUAGCAUUUUAGAGUUUAGAACGCUUGCUGUCGGAAAUAGUCAUUCUUUCCCAAACGCUUUUGUGAAUGUCCUGUCACAACCUUUAAAUGUUUCCACUGAUGAGUUACCUUAUGUAGACAAGUCAGCAAAUCCUGCUGUUGUGAGAGAGUGAAAUCUCCUUUUGUUAGUAGAGGUUUUGUGUCAGUUAAAUGUAACAGUUCCAUGGUUAAACCCAUUGUCUUUUAAGGGACGACUUUGGGUGGUAUUUUCCGAUGUCCGUGGCGUCAUUAACUCAGAGUUUUGUUUAGAGGCUGAAUUUUGGUUAAGAAUAUAUAUUGAAGUUAAUGUAUAUUAACUGUUUAGUGACUACAUACACUUUUUUUAAACUCAGUUAUGCGGCAAUUACACCUCUGACGUCUGAGAUGCAUUUCAAUGAUC